Molecule: messenger RNA, 3468 nt
Organism: Sinocyclocheilus grahami
Lineage: Eukaryota; Metazoa; Chordata; Actinopteri; Cypriniformes; Cyprinidae
Product: von Willebrand factor A domain-containing protein 5A-like
Exons: 19
Coding region: 68-2116 (682 amino acids)
Source: RefSeq, a predicted model, not a curated record
GAUAAAGUAGUUUCACUUUCUCCACAUCAUCGGAUUCUUGCUGAAACAUCUGGACGCGAGCUUCAUUAUGGUGAACUGCUGUGGUCUUGUGUCUCAGAAAAAUGUGCCAGUUCCUCUGAAGAGCAUCUCAGUCCAGCUGCAGGUUCAGGAUCAUGUGGCCUCAGUCAGCUCCAGUUUGCAGUAUAUCAAUGAGGAGGAUCGUCCGCUGGAGGCCGUGUUCGUCUUCCCGCUGCCCGCCGAUGCCGCCGUCUGCCACUUCAGUGCCAGGAUCGGAGAGCAGGAGAUUGUUGCAGAGGUGCAGGACAAACAGAGCGCACGGGAUCAGUAUGAUGAUGCUGUGAGUUCCGGUCAGCAGGCGUUUCUGCUGGAAGAGAGCGAUCAGAGUUCGGACGUGUUCAGACUGAGUGUGGGCUGUUUGUCUCCGGGUCAGAAUGCCUCCAUCACCAUCGUCUACAUCAUCGAGCUCAGCGUUCAGGCCGACAACGCCUUGCGCUUCUGUCUGCCGGCUGUCCUUAACCCCAGAUACACACCAGCAGCUUCAGCAGCCGGUGUUCCAGAAGUUUCCUCAGCAUCAGUUGUUCCUUACACUCUGUCUCUGAGUGUCGAAGUGAGAUCUUCAGACCGCAUCUCCAGACUAGAGUCCAGCUGCCCUCUGGAUCCUCUGGAGUUCCUCGACGCGCAGCACACUCACGCCACGGUGAAUCUGAGCGCUGGUCACCGGUUCGAUAAGGAUGUGGAGCUGCUUCUGUACUAUGAGAACACCCAUCAGCCCUCUGCUGUGGUGGAGGCUGGAGCGGCUGCAGCUCAGUCAGGGUCUCUGAUGGGCGACCCGGCGCUCAUGAUCAGUUUGUACCCAGAGUUCCCUGCGGAUGUGAUGUCAUCACUGGCGUCUCAGGGCGAGUUCAUUUUUGUGGUCGACAGAUCCGGCAGUAUGGGCUGCGCGAUGCAUCAUGGGAAAGACGCGCAGAAGCGCAUUGAAAGUGCAAGAGACACGCUGCUGCUGCUGCUGAAGAGUUUGCCCAUGGGAUGCUACUUCAACAUCUACGGAUUCGGCUCUCGUUUUGAGUCCUUCUUCCCUCAGAGUGUUGUGUACAGUGAGGAUGCGAUGGAAGAGGCUCUGAAGAGAGUAAAGAGCAUGAGCUCAGAUAUGGGCGGCACAGAGAUCCUACGGCCGCUGAAACACAUCUACAGUCAGCCCUGUUACACGGAUCACCCCCGACAGCUGUUAGAGACAGAAGGAGCUGUAACAGUGAAAUACAGGCUGAAAGAUCAACCAGUGACUAACCAGCUCCAGUUUACUCUUAAACCAGCGGAAGACACAGGGCUGACGAUCCACCGGCUGGCGGCCCGGUCUGUGAUCCGCUCUCUGGAGCUGCAGGAUCGAGCCGGAGGAGCUGCAGGUGUGGAGAACAUCAGGAGCAGGAUCGUGGCGCUCAGCGUUCAGGCCGGAGUGAGCAGCGUUCACACGGCCUUCAUCGGCGUUAAUAAAGACAGCAGACAGACAAUGAAAGGGCCGCUGCUGCAGAGGAGAGUGCUAACAGAGCGUUUGAGGCAACGGUAUGUAGCGUAUGGUGCCUCUGCGAAAAUGAGCCGAAGGGUGGUUAUCAAGGAAUUUUGCUCUAUAGGACGGAGCUAUGCAGAGACAAAAGCAAUGCAUGUUGACACUGAACCGUGUAUUAGAACAAAUGCUCUUAAAUCAGCGUCUAAUCAUGUCUUCUUCCAAUCUACAGAAUGCAGCAUGAUGGUUGCAUCUGCUUCUGCGUCACAUCAGGCCGAACCCGAGCUCCAGAAGGACCCUUUGCUCCAGCUGGUCUCUCUUCAGAAGGCAGUGGGAUGCUGGGAGCUAAACGCAGCGCUGGCUGGUGUGUUUGGGAAGACGGAGGACGAGGUGACCAAUCACAGACCAGCACAGGUGGACGGGUCAGUGUGGGCCACCGUCCUCGCUCUCAUCUGGUUAUACUCGUAUAAACUCGAUCAGCAGGUGGAGUGGCAGUUUGUGGCCAUGAAGGCGGCGUCAUGGAUCCGCUCUCAGAAACCGGGCGGUCUGUCUCAGUGUGUGUGUGACGGGAACCUCCUGCUGGGAUCUCAGCUGACUGAAGACACGCUGGGAGUCUGAAGACUGAAGAAUCUUGAGAAGACUAAAGAUCUCUCUUAAUCAUAAACAUCUGCGUGUCUGUUUUCUAGGGUAACAUCUAAACAUAUCUUAACAGAAUAAAACAUUUCUUUUUGUAUCAGUAUUUUUUAGUAUGUGUAAGCGUUAGGACUUUUCCUAAAUUCAUUGCUCUAAAUCUAAUGAUCUAAUCUUAUGGUAUCUUGUCUUGAAGUCACUGAAUCAGGAUUUCUGUCUGAUCCUGACUCUGUGUGUGUUGAAGUGAGCCGAUUGUGUCGUGUGUCUUUACCAAACUGUGUUAUUAAAGGUGCAGUAAGUCAAGUCACCUUUAUUAAUAUAGUGACGUAACAUGUACUGUAUGUUCAUCUUCUGUUCACCUUCAUUCUCUCAUUAAUGAUCACUGUCUGUAAACAGAAGUCAGUCUAUAGAUCUUCUAACAGUCAAUAAAGAUCAUUACGCUGCGUCAGGUUCAAACUGAACACGCUUUUGGAUACAAUGUGACUUUAAGUCUCUUGUCUUUAAUGAACGUCUUUUUUCAUCCCACUUUUGAUGUUUGUUGCUUACUCCAUCCAUGAUUUACAUAUCAUUCACUUAGAGUAUAAUUAAUCAAUCAGCUUUCCUUUAAUUGUGUCAAUUAUCUGGUGUCUCCAAUUAGUGUCUUGCACCACGUAUAUAUGCAGGUGAUUUAUAAGGUUUAAAGCUUGAAGAUUGUGCAAGAUGGUCUGAAAUGUUUGCUGAAUUUUUUUUUCGUGUUAGUACACUUUUGCAUUUUGUUGUCACUUUUAUAUGAAAAUCUUCAAAUGUGCAGAUUCCCUUUUUUUGCUUCCUGGCACACCCGAGAGUUACAGGAACAAAUCUGAGGUUUAGUUUUAUUCCUUUAGUUAUUAGUUAACUUGCCUCUCGCCAGUAAAUGCAUAAAAGAAGAAGAAACGCUGAAGAACGACAGAAGAAGUGAUGAACUGGAGUUUCUCUGGACGGCUGCUGUUUCUAAUUGGAUAUUGCCACGUUAUCAGGAACUUGCCACGCUGAGGGAGAAUUGGAAAGCUGCCACACUUGUUCAUUUGUUGUGUGUGUGUUUGUGGGCUUUUCUUUUCUGCAUGUUCAUAAGUGUCACAUCGGUCUAGAUUUGUUCAUGUUUUCAGUUCAGUUGUCUUUAUUUUGUCAUUGCUGAUGAUCAUGGUCUUGUUCUGUUCUCCUGCUGGUGUCUCUUGUCUUUGGUUCAUUGCUCUCUAUCUGCUUUUUAUUCCAGUUCUGUGUUUGUUCCUUUUUUUUUUUUUUUAAGCUACAGACGGUCCAUACACUCCUAAUGUAAAAUUUCAUUCUAAAAUAAAAGUACAAAUCCAUCUUUAAAACUGUAA